Messenger RNA from Dracunculus medinensis (Guinea worm), 609 nucleotides. NCBI's taxonomy places the organism in Eukaryota, Metazoa, Nematoda, Chromadorea, Rhabditida, Dracunculidae. The record is from the annotation of a GenBank genome assembly.
AUGGGUAAUCAAAAUGCGAAAAAAAGACGUGAUGGUAAAAAACCAGCACCUUCAACUAAUGAAAUCUCACUUGAACGGCCGAUGAAGAGGUCAGCAUCAGCUCAACCCGACUGUGAUCUACAUGCCUCAAAUAUUUCGAGAGACUGUCACAGUUCUACCGACUCAUUGCCAUCCACUUCGCAACUACCGAUUCCAACAUUAAUAGAACAGAGUAACUGUUCAAAUUCAGGAUACGAACAAAGAGCGAAAGACCUUAUUUCCUCAAAUUAUGAUAAUGGUAACGAAUCAAAAACUAACGCAGUUAAUCAUAUAUAUGAUCAUGGUAAUGGUGGACAGUCACAUGAAGUUUCUUCUUAUUUAUCUCCACACUUUCUAGGAGGAACAAAAAUGAAGAAAUCACAUUCAAGUCAACAGCUGAAUUCAGAUAAGCAACAUUUCUUUAAUAAUCCAGCAUCAUCUCCUGAUUCGGAUACACCAGCUUAUUCUUCAAGAAGGUCGAGAAAUCCAGCUGAACAGACAACAAUAUCACCGUCCAAAAUCGUCAAAUCACAUACAUCCCACAAUUUUCAAGGUUAUGGUAUGAAAUUUUUUUCAUUAUUUUUGACGUAA